Magallana angulata is the source of this 1279-nucleotide messenger RNA. RefSeq lists its product as uncharacterized. Bases 66 to 1184 code for a protein of 372 amino acids. The transcript is spliced from 7 exons. The record is from RefSeq and is a predicted model, not a curated record. Lineage: Eukaryota; Metazoa; Mollusca; Bivalvia; Ostreida; Ostreidae.
AUAAGAUAGUGGUUCCACAUAUCUCAAUCUAGUACAUUUUGAUAAUACGGCAUUAGUAUUCAGAAAUGACUCCAUUUCUAGUAGCCGCGUUUCAUCUUCUCUUGGCCGGUACAUCAUGCCAGGCUGCUUUGACUGAACUCGAUGCAUAUUCUUUGCAGGAGUUCGAUAAACUGGUUCGCCAGAACCUGGUGUUUAUGGUGGUAGAUCGAGUCAACGGUACCAUUUCCGAACAGAGACAAAUGCAGCAUGACUGUGCAAGUCUUGUCAACCAUACGGCGGAUAACUGUAAAUCUUGUGAAAGCCACACCCCAACAAACCACCAAGUCGGCAAUCCUCUUGAGCAGGUGAUACCCAUAAUUCUCGAGCCAACUGUUUCCGCGGGAAAAUUUUUGGAACAUGUCGCAAACACUGUGGCGUCACCAGAGAGCCUCAAGUUACUGGGGAAAAAAGCAACAAAACUUGUAAAUGAUAUUGGAAGUGUAGCACAAAAUGCUGGAAGCUCUCUGCUUGACGGUGCCAAAAGCGCAUACUAUUCAUCAAUAAACGGUCUCAAAGACUUUGGUAACAAAUUAACAUCUCUUACCUCCGACAUCGGAACCUCUUUGAAAUCCGCCGCGGGAAGCCUGGAUCACCUAUUCACUGACCAGAUCGGCGGGUCCCUGUCAAAUGUCGGCACCGGUUUAGUGGACGGGGCUAAAGACGUGUGGGGUAGCAUCUCUAGCGGAGCCACAGACGUGGCCAACAGCAUAUCAAGCGGAGCUAAAGACGUGGUCAACACUAUCGGGAGUGGAAUUAGUAGCAUUGGUCACAGCAUUGGUCACAUCUUUGGAAGAAAACGCUCCGCCUGUCCCGACUGUGAUAAGAUCAACAGUCAAAACGGAGACGAGAUAGUGUCCAAUGUGUGUGGGUCCGACUUCAUGACUCGCCACAAUGCCGUCCUCACUGAAAUCAACCACAUGAGAGAUAUAUAUUCAGCUGCUGUCAACACCACUAUUAUACAAAAGGUUGAAUAUGACCCAACCUCCAUUGAUGUCACUCAUGGAGUGCAGUUCAAGGUCGUUUAUAUCACGUACUCGGUUAACGGACAUAGCAGACGAUACAGGCCCGCCUCACCCCUCCGACUCACGGACCUCCCAACCAUGGCCGAGGGGGUAUCCAUGGAAAUCUAUGAAUCCUAUAUAUAAUCGAGUCCCAUCAUUUGAUGUCCUAGUGAUUUUUAUGUUAAAAAUGAUUCAAUAUUAGUAAAAUAAUAUUUGAAUAAAACUUACAAAAGGAACAA